UUUUUUUUUUUUUUUUUGAGUCUCUACGCAGGAGCAGGAGGAGGAGGAGCUACUCUUUUAUGUAAACAAAAACUACUAUUGAGGAUAUAAAUACUUUCCUAUAUUGGGACAUAUCGGCAACUGCUAAGUUUCUUUCCAUCUCUCUCUCUAUCUUUCUUUUCUCUCACCGUCUCUGUCUUCCUCAAAAAAAAUAUACACUCCCCUCACUUUCUUUGUUGCUUCGGUUUAGGGGUUUGCCCUCUCUCUCUCUCUCUGAGUGUGAAAAGAAAAUUUGUGCUUACUUAAUUACCACGUUUACCGGAGCUUCAAGUGCACGUUUAAUUUUCUCAACCCAUCAGUUUUUUUUUCCCUUACAUAUAUCAAAACAACGGGUCAUCCUAUCUUCCCAGCGAAAAUCUGUCGAUGCUCUGAUCUUCGGGUCAUAAAGAUUGAGCCUGCUGAUCGAUUUCUGGUUUUGGACUCUUGUUUCAAUUUCUAUAAGAUUUAUUUGGAAACUCAAUUUUCGUUUUCGUUCCCUCCUGCUAGUUGAAUGGUAGUCUGUUGAAGAGUGUAAAAUCUGUCUCAUGCUAGUCAUAUACUGACUGCUAUUUAAAAUAUAUAUUAAAAAAAAAACUACUAUCUUCUACUGAAGCAAUAUAACAGUUCUUCUGUUUAUACUAGACGAUGUAUUGCUCAAACCACAUAAAGGGUGCAAUUCUAUUGUAUGCGUCGGUCCCUUCUUUUGUUUGUCCUUGAUCAGGGCUUGAUAAACCACUGACCCAAAAAAAAAAAAAUUUAAUUACUGCUAGACACAAUUGGUUAGAUGAUGAUUGCGGAUAUGUGUCCUCGAGGACUGGCUGCAACAGAAUUUAGUUACAGGAUACAUUGGGGUGAUUUUUAACUUCAGUUUGGGGAGAAAUGGUCGUUUGGUAGGAGGGGGGAAAACAGUGGUGAUUGUAAUAAUUUGGGAUAAGGUAGGCUGGUCUGAGCGUUUUUGGAUGUGAGGCUCUUUUAGCAUGAAGCACUCGGGGAUUAGCUGAGUGAUUGUUUUGCAACCAUGAGUUGCAGUGACAAGUAUAACAGAGGAGAACAGAGGGACUGCGAAACACCAGUUGUCGGUUGUGAAUCAGAUGAGGGUGCCUCCAGGAAUGGAUCAACAACAACCGCAACCUCCCCACAUUUUUGUAUUGAUCAAAAAGUUCUCGUUGACCCUAAACAGCUCUUUAUUGGAUCAAAGAUUGGUGAGGGAGCUCAUGGAAAAGUUUACCAAGGGAGGUAUGGAGAUCGAAUUGUUGCCAUAAAGGUCCUCAAUCAUGGCAACAAUUCUGAAGAAAGGACUGCACUUGAAGGUCGUUUUGCCCGAGAAGUGACAAUGAUGUCAAGAGUUAAGCAUGAAAAUCUUGUGAAGUUUAUUGGAGCGUGUAAAGAUCCCUUGAUGGUGUUAGUUACAGAGCUAUUACCAGGCAUGUCACUUCGAAAGUAUUUGGUCAGCAUCCGUCCAAAGCAGUUGGAUCUUCAUGUGGCACUAAAUUAUGCCCUUGACAUUGCUCGAGCUAUGGAUUGUUUACAUGCUAAUGGGAUUAUCCAUAGAGAUCUUAAACCUGAUAAUUUGUUGCUUACGGCCAAUCAGCAGUCUGUGAAGCUAGCAGAUUUUGGCCUUGCAAGGGAAGAAUCUGUAACCGAAAUGAUGACUGCAGAAACAGGGACAUAUCGUUGGAUGGCCCCUGAGUUGUACAGCACUGUUACCCUGCGUCAGGGAGAGAAGAAGCAUUACAAUAAUAAGGUAGAUGUUUACAGUUUUGGGAUUGUUUUUUGGGAACUACUGACGAACCGUAUGCCGUUUGAAGGAAUGUCAAAUUUGCAGGCUGCUUAUGCUGCUGCUUUUAAGCAAGAGAGGCCUUCCAUUCCAGAAGACAUUUCCCCUGAUCUCGCUUUCAUUAUGCAGUCAUGCUGGGUUGAGGAUCCCAAUCUGCGACCUAGCUUCAGCCAAAUCAUCAGGAUGCUGAACGAAUUUCUCUUUGCACUGCCGCCACCAGAACCAUCUUUGCAGGAAGCCCGGUCCAAUGAAGCAACAGUUACAAGUAAUGGCAGUAUUGCAGAACUUUCUGCGCGAGCUAGAGGGAAAUUUGCCUUUCUGCGUCAGCUCUUUGCUGCAAAGAAGGCAAGAAACUCACAGUAACCGAGUGAUUGCCUAGAUGCUUUUUGACCUGUUUCGACAAUGGAAAAGAAAGCAAGCCUUGCAGGUUUUUGAAGCAGAAGUAGAAUCGUUAUGCAGUCUUGAUUCAUUAGAAGGACAAGUUUGAAAAGUAUCUAAUACAAUCUGUAAUUAUCUGCAAACUUGUUGAGGAAAAAUAUAUAUAGAUGAAUGACUAUUUCUAAGCUCAGGCCACUUGAUUCCACUUGA
Molecule: messenger RNA, 2383 nt
Organism: Coffea eugenioides
Lineage: Eukaryota; Viridiplantae; Streptophyta; Magnoliopsida; Gentianales; Rubiaceae
Product: serine/threonine-protein kinase STY13
Exons: 6
Coding region: 1037-2158 (373 amino acids)
Biological process (GO): signal transduction; protein phosphorylation
Cellular component (GO): cytoplasm
Molecular function (GO): protein kinase activity; ATP binding
Source: RefSeq, a predicted model, not a curated record